This is a messenger RNA of Mus musculus (house mouse), 908 nucleotides long. It is a transcript of the gene Ndufb11, whose product is annotated as NADH:ubiquinone oxidoreductase subunit B11. Lineage: Eukaryota; Metazoa; Chordata; Mammalia; Rodentia; Muridae. Gene Ontology annotation, cellular component: mitochondrial inner membrane. The record is from RefSeq and is marked validated. The transcript has 3 exons. The coding region runs from base 360 to 815 and encodes 151 amino acids.
CUCUUUAGAAGCUUGCUGUCCUUUGAAGUUGAAAGACAACUAGAAGCUCCACCUCUUUCCCUACAGGGCCAUCUAGAUGUCACCGCUUUCUUCUUACGAAGAAAAUGAACAGACCUCUCAAAAACAACUCUCUCCCAGACUAACAGAAAUGAUAACGUUGAUUCGGUAGCGACACGGCGUGGGAGGCAAAAUAGAGUCCGCACCUCGCCGAACUCGUAAACAAACUUAGGCCGGGGAUCUAUUUAGCAAGGUAAGGGCGGAGCGACAAAAAUCGCGCUGGGAUCAACCGCAGCUGCGCACAUUGUAUUUCCGUCUCCCUCCCCCCCCCCGCCCCCCAGGACUCCGCAGUACAAGCUGUCAUGGCGGCCCGACUGUUAAGCUUGUAUGGUCGCUGCCUGUCAGCAGCGGGGGCGAUGAGAGGGCUCCCGGCUGCUCGCGUUCGCUGGGAGUCCUCCAGGGCUGUAAUCGCCCCAUCCGGUGUGGAGAAAAAGCGGCAACGAGAACCGACCAUGCAGUGGCAGGAGGACCCAGAACCCGAGGACGAAAACGUCUACGCGAAGAACCCUGACUUUCAUGGUUAUGAUAGUGACCCUGUGGUGGACGUCUGGAAUAUGCGAGCUGUCUUCUUCUUUGGUUUUUCCAUCGUCCUGGUCUUUGGGACCACCUUCGUGGCUUAUGUGCCUGAUUACAGGAUGCAAGAGUGGGCCCGCCGGGAAGCUGAGAGACUUGUGAAAUACCGAGAAGUCAAUGGCCUUCCCAUCAUGGAAUCCAACUACUUCGAUCCCAGCAAGAUCCAGUUACCAGAAGAUGACUGAUGGCUUACCGAGCAGGGCCUAAGAAGCAUUACUCAUCCGCUGCUUGUUAUUUACCUGGUUCCUCAGAACACCUUAUUAAAGGAAUUGAAAGUA